AUGAAUAUGGUGUGGCGUGCUUUAAAUCAGUGUCUUCCAACAAGGGUUAACCUGGUUUGUAAAAGAGUGCCAGUGAGUGAGGUUUGCCCGAUCUAUAAUGGUGAUGUUGAGACAGUUGUUCAUAUUCUAGUCAUUUGUCCGUUUGCUAGCCAAUGUUGGCGGCGUAGGGGUGGGUUCAAUCAAAUGGCAGAUGGGUAUUCUUUUGAUGCAUGGCUAAAGCAAAUGUUGGAUCAUACAGAUAAGGAUGUCCACGGAGAAAUUGCAACUAUAUGUUGGAGUAUCUGGCAGGCUAGGAAUCAGUUGGUGUGGGAUAAUAAGAGGAGUGAAGUAAAUCAUGUAGUGUUUUUGACAAAGCAGUAUCUUGCAGAGUGGAGAAAAGCCCAAGAAAGGGAUGAUGAAGGCCAGGUAGUGCAAGGCAGAUCAGAAGUGUUCGAGGGUAUGGUUAGGCCGGAGUUUGCAGAAGCUGUAGCGGUUAAAGAAGCUUUAAGCUGGAUCAAGACUUUUGGCGGGAGGGAAGUGGUGCUAGAAUCUGAUUGCUUUUGGCAGUUGUGCAAGCUAUCCGCAGCAAGGUUAAUAUUCGAUCUCCGUUUGGCAGUAUAA
This is a messenger RNA of Daucus carota subsp. sativus, 600 nucleotides long. RefSeq lists its product as uncharacterized. The transcript has 2 exons. The record is from RefSeq and is a predicted model, not a curated record. NCBI's taxonomy places the organism in Eukaryota, Viridiplantae, Streptophyta, Magnoliopsida, Apiales, Apiaceae. Bases 1 to 600 code for a protein of 199 amino acids.